Messenger RNA from Scomber scombrus (Atlantic mackerel), 679 nucleotides. Its product is annotated as class I histocompatibility antigen, F10 alpha chain-like. Gene Ontology annotation, cellular component: external side of plasma membrane. The record is from RefSeq and is a predicted model, not a curated record. The transcript has 3 exons. Bases 56 to 664 code for a protein of 202 amino acids. Gene Ontology annotation, biological process: immune response. NCBI's taxonomy places the organism in Eukaryota, Metazoa, Chordata, Actinopteri, Scombriformes, Scombridae.
CUCUGGAUAAAAAACACUUCUGUCGACAAUAAAGUUGUAGAUUCUGCAGUUCAGAAUGAAGAUCUUGGUUGUUCUGGUCCUCCUGGGUCUACACAGCGCAGCAGCAGUGAUUCACUCUAUGAACAAUAUCUACACUGCGUCCUCUCAAGUCCCAAACUUCCCAGAGUUUGUGGUUGUUGGAAUGGUUGAUGAUGUUCAGACUGAUCACUAUGACAGCAACACCAGGAGACUAGAACCCACUCUGAACUGGGUAAAGAGAUUCGAAGAAGAUGAUCCACAGUUCUGGGAGAGGAACACUGAGAUCCUUAGGGGUAUCCAGCAGCUCUUCACAGCCGACAUUGAAACUGUAAAGCAUCGUUUCAACCAAACUGGAGGUGCCCAUGUUCUCCAGGUGAUGUACGGCUGUGAAUGGGACGAUGAGACUGGAGAGAUUAAUGGAUUCACUCAGAUUGGUUAUGAUGGAGAAGACUUCAUAGUAUUUGACCUGAAGACAGAGACAUGGAUCGCUCCAAAACAACAAGCUGUCAUCACCAAACAGAAGUGGGAGAGGGCUGGUGAAGGAGAACGCUGGAAGAACUACUUCAACCAGAGGUGCCUUGACGGCCUGAAGAAGUAUGUGAACUAUGGGAGGAGCUCUCUGAUGAGAACAGGUAGAAUCACAUGACCUGAUGUAGUUUCA